CGAUCGAGUGAGUGUGCGUCGCAGUCGCUGCGAUGUUUUUGUGCCGUCUUGCCCGUUUUCACCGUCUCGCGAUAAAACAAUACAUUUUAUAACCACUAUUAUUGUUAUUAUCAUCAUCACCCAGAAUUAUGAGAAUUGUUUUCCCCGCAUCGGCCGUCCGAUCACCGUCGUAAUAUUUUCGUUUGUAUUAGAAAAAAAACAACGCGAAAUCCGCAUACCUCUAUUACCAUUGGUUACGUUUUAAUCAAUGCUACUGCGUAUUAGCGCCAGUCGAUGUUGUUUCGCGUGCGCGUGCGUGCGCGUCUGGUGCGUGUGAUAAUAGAACGUUGGAACUCGGUCCGUGUCGUUUACGAUUAUUAAUAUUUCUAUCUUUUUUUUUUUUUUUUUUUUUGUUGCUCUUCGGCCCGGUUCGUAGUGUUACAGUGUAGAAAUCUAUUGUUCGAAGCCCGAACGUUAUCAUCGUAUAACCGUGGUCGAUGUCGCAGCGUUUACAGUGCGUUAAUUGGAAAUAAACGACUGUUUUGAACAGACAUUGCACGUUGUGUACACCCGUCCAUCGUUGUGAAACCGUGAAGUAAUUAAACAACGAACGUGACUCUUAAUAAAUAUUGUUCCUCGGCCAUUACUGGUGUAUUAUCACCGUCGAUCUCGCGCUAUUCGGUAUUUCGACGGCCGUUUAAUUAUCUUUAACCUUAUCAGAGAAACGAAUACUCUCCGUUCACUGGAAUUCGAAGCAUACGGGCCCGUGUUUUACACCCAUCGGAGUGGUGCAAUGAGUGGCCAGCAUUUGGCCGACAGUGCAGUCACUGCCAAUAGUAGUGGAGACAAUGGUCCUGUUAACUCCAAGUGUUCAGCAUCUUUAACUAAGCAACACAGUUAUGAACAGAUUGAUCAUGCUCAUUUUUUGGCCAAUGAUAUUGGAUCACUCUACCUCAACGACAGGUUUUCUGAUGUUGUAUUGGUAGUUAAUGGUGAACGUUUUCAUGCACAUACAGUGGUUUUAGCUUCACGAAGUGAUUAUUUUAGAGCCUUAUUUUAUGGUGGUCUUAAAGAAUCUCAUCAGUCUGAAGUUGCAAUCACUGAUGCAUCUGUAAAUUCAUUUAAAAAACUUUUGGAGUACAUUUAUUCAGGACGGAUGAAUUUACUUAUACUUCAGGACGAAGUAAUUUUAGAAAUAUUCAGUUUAUCAAAUCUAUAUGGUUUUACAAAUUUGGAACUUUCCUUGUCUAAAUAUUUACGCAGUAAUAUUAAUGUAUGUAAUGUGUGCUCCUUGUUUUCUGAAGCACGUUUAUAUCAGCAUAAAGAUUUAAUUAUUGAAGCAUUAAAUUUUAUUGAUAACCAUGCAUUGGAAGUAAUUCAAUCUGAAGGUUUUUUAUCUUUAUCAUCUGAAGCACUUCAAGAAGUUCUUAAUAGAGACUCAUUGUAUGCAUAUGAGUUAGAUAUAUUUCGUGCAGUUUGUCGUUGGAUUAAGGCAAAUCAAGAUGAUGAAGAUCCUGAAGCUAAAAUUAAAGUUUUGUCUGCUGUCAGAUAUUCCUUAAUGACUUUGGAUGAAUUACUAUCAGUUGUCAGAGAAUCACAACUUGUUAGUUCUGAUAAUAUCUUAGACGCUAUACAAUUAAGAAACUCAUUACCAUCUCAUAAACUGAAAUUUCGUGGACAACUAAAACCUAAUUUGAAUAUAGCUCAUCCUUCUCAAGGUGCACAAGUUAUGCAGGGAGAAAUGCGUUCAGCAUUAUUGGAAUCUGAUUCUACUAGCCAUGAUCAUGAGCGGGGUUGUACUAGACAUCUCAUAAAUGAAAGUGAUGGCGGUAUUAUAAUAAAAUUAGGCGAUCCUUCGAUCAUAAAUUAUAUAAAAAUGCAACUAUGGGAUAAAGAUCUUAGGUCUUAUUCAUAUUAUAUCGAAGUGUCGAUGGAUCUAAAUGAUUGGGUGCGAGUUAUAGAUCAUUCAAACUAUUAUUGUAGAUCAACCCAACGCUUGUGGAUACAUACUCGAGUAGUACAAUAUAUUCGUAUUGUAGGAACCAACAAUACUGUUAAUAAAUGUUUCCAUACAGUUUCUUUGGAAGUAAUGUAUAAUACCAAAGAAAUGGAUUUUGUAGAUAUUGAAAAAGGAUUAGUGUCUCCUAAAUAUAAUGUUGCUACUAUGGCUAUGAAUGCUAUUGUAAUUGAUGGAGUUAGUCGAUCUCGAAAUUCAUUGUUGGAUGGUAAUUGUAAAGAUUAUGACUGGGAUUGUGGUUACACAUGUCAUCAACUGGGUUCUGGAUGUAUACUAAUUCAACUUGGACAACCUUAUAUGCUCAGUUCAAUGAGAAUGCUACUUUGGGAUUGUGAUGAUCGCUAUUAUAGUUACUAUAUUGAAGUAUCAGUAAAUAUGUGUGAUUGGGAUUUGAUUGUUGACAAAACUAAUGAACUUGUACGAUCUUGGCAACUUUUGCAGUUCAAUCCUCGACCAGUUGUAUUUAUUCGUAUAACUGGUACUUAUAAUUCAGCCAAUGAAGUUUUUCAUUGUGUUCAUCUGGAGGCACCUGCUCCUCAAGCCUUAUCAGAUUCAACUACAGUUGAUGAAGUUGAACAGAGUAUUUCUAAUUUACAAGUAACAAUAAAUAGUAAUGUUAAAAAAACAAAUGAGUCUGUGUCUUCGGAAACACCACCAACCACUGUAGCAGAAACGACUACAGCAACAGCAGUAGCAGGAAUAGUAGAUAGAUUAAGUGUUUAAAUUGUAUUUGUUACUCUAGCAUUUGCUUAAUGUUCCUUGCGUGUCUCCUACAAUAUAGACUGAAUGUUAUAUCAAAUUGUUAUUUUGGUUUUUUUUUGCAUAUAAAUUUAUAAUUUUUCAUUAUAUAUAUUUAUAAAUGGUAG
Sipha flava (yellow sugarcane aphid) is the source of this 2862-nucleotide messenger RNA. RefSeq names its product BTB/POZ domain-containing protein 9 (gene BTBD9). Gene Ontology annotation, biological process: adult locomotory behavior; circadian behavior; modulation of chemical synaptic transmission. The coding region runs from base 773 to 2719 and encodes 648 amino acids. The record is from RefSeq and is a predicted model, not a curated record. Lineage: Eukaryota; Metazoa; Arthropoda; Insecta; Hemiptera; Aphididae. The transcript is spliced from 12 exons. Gene Ontology annotation, molecular function: protein binding.